AUGCGACAGCAAAACUCGACGCGGGGCUGCUUUCUCUCGUCUUUCGAGGACUCAGGAAAGAAUUCGUUUAAAGCGACUGGAACUCGCCCCUUUUUUCACAUACUCCUCGAGAACAUUGAGGUAUUCUUCCAUUGCCGUCUUUCAGUGACCUUUUCCGGGGUUCGGCAAUACCACCGUCGGCUUCCUUCUUAUGAUUCGUUCUCUCCUCCAAGCUACUCUUACGGUAGUAGUCUUGGAAGCAAAGGUAAUAUGGAUAUCUAUGAUUCGAGUAUCUUCCCACGGGCUAGAACCGGUGGGGAGAUAAACCUCCUUCCUGGACUGGAGAGAUGGAAGAAGGAAAGCUCUCUGAAAGCCCCCCCGCUGAUAGCAAAAGAAAUGCAAAGAAAGAGCGGGCGGAAUGCCACAUCGCGAGAGGAAGAAGAUCCGUUCCCAACCGUCUUUCUUGAGGAGCGAAGAAAACCCACUCCAACCAAUAGAGAACCAUUAACUUCCUUCACAACUCAUACGAGCCAACUUCCUCUCAUCCUCAAUCACUGCCGCCUUUUCUUCGCUCUGUCCUUUUUUACUACAUCUGCUCAUUGUGACUCGUUCAACCUAGGGCUAACGCGCCUAGCGUUUUACGACAUCGGCUUAAAAGCAUACAGUCAAGCUCGUUUCCGGGUGUUUUCACCUCCGAACGGAGUAAGAAAAGAUACUGCAGACAAAAGGGGCUAUCUAUUCCACGGCUACAGAUUGUGCCAAGAACGGCACCUAAAAGCCCCAUACAGCGCACUUCGCGCCACAAAGGGCCUAGUGAGUUACGGGAGGGAAGCUUUAAACAAGGGAUUCGGCAGUUUGCCCUGCAGAAGCAGAAAGAGAGCUAGCAUAAGGUCUAGCGAGCCUACAGUUUCCACCGUAGCAGAUCAAGACAAGACCGAGUAG
This is a messenger RNA of Striga asiatica, 921 nucleotides long. NCBI's taxonomy places the organism in Eukaryota, Viridiplantae, Streptophyta, Magnoliopsida, Lamiales, Orobanchaceae. The record is from the annotation of a GenBank genome assembly.